UCCGUCCAGUCCAUGGUCCCGUCCCCUUCUCGCAAAACUAAACUCAGAUCAGUUGUUAUAUUAUUAUUACUAUACUAGAACUGCAACUGUGGAAAUGAUUAAACUAUAAGAAAAUUGAUGCUGCCUCUAGCCGGGGGUGUCACUUUUAAAUAUGACCCGACCUGUAUGACGCGGAACCUUCAGGUGUAGUCAAAAUGUGGUCUUCGGACAGAAAUAGUGUUACAACAAACGUUGAAAAGUGCCGUAAGGAUGCUGCUUAUUGUUUUCCCGCUCCAAUGGUUUCAUGGUUUAUAGGUGAAAAUGUUCAAUAUGUUUUAAUAUUCACAAUAUUUCGGGUGAGUUUUAGACUACCGUUACAGUUAUCAUGGGAGUGCAUGGACUAUGGAGGCUGCUGGAGAGUACAGGGAAACCCAUCAACCCUGAGACUCUGGAGGGAAAGAUCCUUGCUGUUGACAUCAGUAUAUGGCUGAACCAAGCAGUGAAGGGGGUGAGGGACCGUGAUGGCAACAGUGUCCAGAACGCACACCUGCUCACUCUCUUCCACCGCAUCUGUAAGCUGCUCUUCUUCCGCAUCAAGCCGGUCUUUGUGUUUGAUGGGGACGCACCUCUGCUGAAGAAACAGACUCUGGCUCUCAGGAGGCAGAGGAAAGAGGAGUUGAGCCGGGAGUCCAAACAGACCAAUGAGAAGCUCCUCAAGACAUUCCUGAAGAGACAGGCAAUCAAAGCUGCCCUUGGGGACCGCAGUAAGGAUCCUCUACCCAGCCUCUCCAGCGUGAGGAGAGACGAGGUGGACGACAUGUAUGUUCUACCAGCCUUGCCAGCUGCAGAGGAAAAGGACAAAAGCAGGUCUGAGGCCUGGGAAAGUUCAGAAGAGGAGGAAGAAGAAGAGAGGGAAGAGACUGCUGACAGUUAUCACAUGUAUCAGGGAGAAUUGUAUGAAGACCCCAACUCAGUGGACAUCAACUCAGAGGAGUUUGCCAGCCUGCCUCCUGAAAUGAAACACGAGAUUCUUAAAGACAUGAAAGAGUUUUCCAAAAGACGCCGGACCAUGUACCACAAACCCCCAGAGCAUUCAGGAGACUUUUCCCAGUACCAGUUGGCCGGCCUGCUGCAGAGGAACCAGCUGAACCAGCGCCUGGAGGGUGUGGAGAAAGAGAUGAGCCAGCGGAGUGCCAGCAGCGCCCCACAGCUCUACGAAGAGGACGGGGACCAGCAGAGUCACAGCGUAGAGUCACGUCGACUGGUCUCAGAAGACCGUUCCCACUAUAUCCUAAUUAAAGGCUCCAAAAAGAGCGAGACUGCCUCCGAGAGCCAACCUGCCACUGCACCCUGGUCUGGGAGCUCCCUGUCAGGCUGGAAAAGACGUGCAGCGGGCAGGCCUGAGCCCCUGUGGCGUCCUGUUUGUGAGGAAGAGGAGAAGGAGCAGAGUCCCCCUUCAGAAGCCUCCAAGCCCUCUGUCUCAAAGCAGUCUCGUGGAGGUGCAUCACCUCCCUCUCCUCGUACACUCAAGGCAAUCCAGGCGGCAAUGAACGACAGCUCGGAUGAGGAGAAGGUGGAUGAGGAUAAGAAGGAUGGUGGUGUGUCCCCACGCACCCUGCUGGCAAUCCAACAAGCCUUCAUUGAGGAGGAAGACGGUGCUGCUGAACACAAGACUCUAAUCAGCAGCUCACCCACAAAACUGCAGGUGAAUAUUCAUCAUCCUGUGCCACAAAUGGUCCUCAGCAGUUCAGAGGAAGAGGCAGAACCUGGCGACGUGAAGUCUUUAAUUAUUGAAAAAUCUGAUUUUAAGGUGAACCCAACUGGCCAAAGUUUACAUGUGAAAGAUAGUUUGUUCGUUAGCUCUGAAGAUGAGAUGGAGGAUGUGAUAGGUCAGAGAAAUAAAGCACUUCGCUUUGCGGUGCUGCAACAGUCAGAAGCAGAGACAAAGAAUGGACAGUUGACAGAGAAUAUAAGGACGGGAAGCAGAGGACAGACAGAGAAAGAAGAAGAAGAGCUGGAGAGAAGAGAAUCAGAGCACGGACUGAUCACAAAGAACAGAGAUCCGGUCCAACCACAGGGUGCCUCUGCUUCUACCCGGAACCCAUUAUCUAUCAAGGUACCUGCUCGGAUUUGUGGAAAACCUCUCAGUGCACAGACUGAAAUGGACGCUGUGAAGUCGAAGGGCAGUGAGGAGUCCGAGUCAGAAGAGAGCUUCAUCGAGGUGUCAGAAGACGAGUUUAAAGAGGAGGAUGCAGAUGAUUCACUUGUUAUGAUAAGAGAGAAAGGAUCUUCAGAUGAGGUCUGUAAAGAUGGGACCAGGAAGGAAGAAAAACCAGAGGAAAGUUUGACAGAGGCUCCCAGUGAGCCAGCUGCUGUGUUGGAAUUAGAGGAAGAAGAGGACAAAAAGAGACAGACUGAAGAGAGAGCACUAAAGGAGGGAACAGAGACCGAAUCCAGUUCACCUCCAGCAAUCAAUGAAUGGGAACACUUUGAUGUGGAUGAGCUGGAGGCUUUGGAGAGCUCUCUACAGAUGGAGCAGAGCAGCCUGAGGGAGCUGAAACAGCAGCAAGAGAGGAUGGCGAACACAGUCACCGGACAGAUGUACCUGGAGAGCCAGGAGCUGCUGCGACUGUUUGGCGUGCCGUUCCUGGUGGCGCCGAUGGAGGCUGAGGCUCAGUGUGCAGCACUCGACCGCGCCGACCACACACACGGCACCAUCACAGACGACUCAGAUGUGUGGCUGUUUGGAGGGCGACACGUCUACAAGAACUUCUUCAGCCAAAACAAAUAUGUUGAACACUACCAGUACAGUGACAUGCAGAACCAACUGGGUUUGGACAGGACUAAACUGAUAAACUUGGCUUACCUGCUUGGAAGUGACUAUACAGAAGGUGUGCCGGGCGUCGGAUAUGUGACUGGCAUGGAGAUUCUGAAUGAGUUCCCAGGGCCGGGCAUGGAGCCACUGAUACAGUUCAGUAAAUGGUGGUCAGAGGCUCAGGAGAAAAAGCGUCUGGUGGCUGAUCCUCGGGACACGAAGGUUAAGAAGAAAUUGAAGGACCUAAAGCUGCACCCUGGGUUCCCCAACCCUGUGGUGGCUCAGGCUUACCUGCAACCUGCUGUGGACCAGUCAGACAGCUUCUUCAGCUGGGGACGCCCACAACUCGACAUGAUUAAAGAAUUCUGUCUGAGUCGUUUUGGCUGGAGCAGUCAAAAGACAGAGGAGACCCUUCAGCCUGUGAUCAAGCAGCUGAACACCCAGCAGACUCAGCUGCGGAUCGACUCAUUCUUCCGCAUGGAGCAACAGGAAAAGCAGGCGAUCCGUAGCCAGCGACUCCGCCGAGCAGUCACCUGCAUGAAGAGAAAGGAAAGAGAAGAAGGAGAGGAGGACAGUGAGGAGGAAAUGCCAUCCCCAUCCAAAUCUAAGAAAGGGAAGGCAGCCAGCAAGAGUCCGGAGAAAGGAGAGAGAGAAGAGCAGAGGUCUGCGGCAGGAGGAGGGUUUCUAGGGUCGAAGGUAACUGUUGAACCUCCUCUUACAUCUCUGAAAGAUGUGAGCAGCACCAGCCAGGAGUCCCUCUCAGUAAAAGCCGUCCCUCACUCUGCUAAGACUCUGCCUCACAGGGCGAGGAGAAGCAGCAGCAGCAGCUCAUGUGAGGACAGCGAUGUUGGUGUUGAAGUUGCUAUGGUUACAGCGCGAUCUGUGUUCGAUGGCAGCCGCCGAGGCACAAGAGGGAGAGGAAGCAUGAGAGGAAAGGGAAGGGGGAAGAAGUCUGGAGGGAAAAAGUUAACUUGAAACUUAACAUGAAUUGUCAAAGCAGUUGUAAUAUGAAGCAUGAAACAUGUCACACACUCCCAAAUAGCAUCUCCUGCUUAACAAGGUCAAUAUGUGAAUGAAUCAUGAACUCAGCAGUGAUGAACUGAGCUUUUUCUGUAUUGUAAAAUAUAUGUUUGUACUAUU
Micropterus dolomieu (smallmouth bass) is the source of this 3934-nucleotide messenger RNA. RefSeq names its product excision repair cross-complementation group 5 (gene ercc5). Gene Ontology annotation, biological process: nucleotide-excision repair. The transcript has 15 exons. The coding region runs from base 365 to 3769 and encodes 1134 amino acids. Gene Ontology annotation, molecular function: DNA endonuclease activity; single-stranded DNA binding. Gene Ontology annotation, cellular component: nucleus. The record is from RefSeq and is a predicted model, not a curated record. NCBI's taxonomy places the organism in Eukaryota, Metazoa, Chordata, Actinopteri, Centrarchiformes, Centrarchidae.